CUGUCAUAAUUCUGUGCGCUGCCCUUGCAGAAUAUUAAUGUGUAACGAUGGCCUGUGUCUAACAUAAUUAGACACCCGGAAUCUCCUCGGCUCGAAUAAAGAGACGUUUUUAUGGAGGGACAUUUCUAUAAAAAAGAGAAAACAAUGAGGCCUAAUAGGAAAAAUUAGGGAAAAGUGUCAAGGUGAGGAAUUCAACACACAGCAGACAUGUCUUCUCAAAUGCAGGCGUUUUCCUCUCCCUCCGUGUCCUCCAGUGGCCUGUCCCGCUCCAAGAAACUGAAGUUGGAAAACCAUGCAUGGAACGUGAGCAGCCAAUCAGGUGAGAGUAGCUACUACCAGCACAGCCCAAACCAGCCGAAUGGCUCCUCCCCCUCCACAUCUGGAUUCAACCCCAAUUACAACUCCUCCAGCCUGGUCUUUUCUCCUUCUGGAGGCUCGCGGGAACAGACAGUGGUACGUGCCGCAGACAGCACCGGCAGCGUCCCAGAGCCUUCAUCAUCCUCCUCAUCAUCAUCCACACCCAGUCAGCAUGGAAAAGAUGUGGGCUCCACCUCUCUGACAUGUGAGGGCUAUCGGAGACGGGGCAGUCUGAAGCGGAAGAGCGAGGAGGUGGACAGCAGCGACAGCGUGCAGAUUUUGGAGGAGCUGUCGGCUCCUGUGCUCCCCAACCGUGUGGCCGGAGGUGGAGGCAACGCCACGGCUCAGUCCAUCGCUCAUUCCACGUCCACCACCAAAAGCAGCAACUCCCACAGUGAGGGCGACUACCAGCUGGUGCAGCAUGAGAUCCUCUGCUCUGUCUCCAACAGCUACGAGGUGCUGGAGUUCCUCGGCCGGGGAACAUUCGGACAAGUCGCGAAAUGCUGGAAGCGUGGAACUAAUGAGAUCGUGGCCAUUAAGAUUCUCAAGAAUCAUCCGUCAUAUGCCCGCCAGGGUCAAAUAGAGGUGAGCAUCCUCAGCCGUCUGAGCACAGAGAAUGCAGACGAGUUCAAUUUUGUGCGCUCUUACGAGUGCUUCCAGCACAAGAACCACACGUGUCUGGUGUUUGAGAUGCUGGAGCAGAACCUCUACGACUUCCUCAAGCACAGCAAGUUCAGCCCACUGCUCCUCAAGUGUAUCCGGCCGGUCCUGCAGCAGGUUGCCACAGCGCUGAUGAAGCUGAAGAGUCUGGGUCUCAUCCACGCUGAUCUGAAGCCUGAGAACAUCAUGCUGGUGGACCCCAUCAGACAGCCCUACAGAGUCAAAGUCAUCGACUUCGGUUCAGCAAGUCACGUCUCGAAGGUGUUGUGCUCAACCUACCUGCAGUCUAGAUACUACCGAGCUCCUGAGAUCAUUCUGGGCCUUCCGUUCUGUGAGGCCAUUGACAUGUGGUCACUAGGUUGUGUCAUUGCUGAACUGUUUCUGGGCUGGCCUUUGUAUCCGGGAGCCUCAGAAUAUGAUCAGAUUCGGUACAUUUCCCAGACUCAAGGUUUGCCAGCUGAGUAUCUCCUGAGCGCCGGGACUAAAACCAGCCGUUUCUUCCACAGAGGCCCAGACUCCAGCUACCCUCUCUGGAGACUCAAGACUCCCGCAGAGCACGAGGCAGAGUUUGGGAUAAAGUCCAAAGAGGCUCGCAAGUACAUUUUCAACUGCCUUGACGACAUGAUGCAGGUCAACAUGACUAACCUGGAGGGCACAGACAUUUUGGCAGAGAAGGCUGAUCGGAGGGAGUUCAUUGACCUGCUGAAGAAAAUGCUAACUCUCGACGUAGACAAGCGGAUCACGCCUACUAAGACCCUUAACCACCCGUUUGUGACGAUGGCUCACCUUCUUCACUUCCCACACAGCUCACAUGUGAAGUCCUGCUUCCAAAACAUGGAGAUCUGCAAGCGCAGGUGUACCGCCUUCGAUAACAACAAGAACCUGUUCGCCAGCCACAAUGCUCCCAGCGCAGCCACCAACCUCACCGUCACCUUCAGCAGUCAACUCAAUCAGCACAGUCAGAUGGCCUCCACAGGCGGCCAGUCCCUGUCUCUUAGCAGCAACGUCCCUCUACUGAACUACCAGCCUGGUCUGUACCAGCAGGCCACUAUAAAUAUACCAGGCUUGGCUCAGCAGAGUGUGCCAUUGCAGGCUCGCCCUACUCAGCUGUGUGCCCAGACAGAGCCCUUCCAGCAAACCCUCAUUGUGUGCCCUCCUACCAUCCAGGGGCUGCAGACCUCCAGUAAACACGCUGGAUAUCCAGUGAGAAUGGACAACUCUGUACCCAUAGUGCCCCAGAACCAAUCUACCCAGCCUCUACACAUUCAGCCCAGCAUGCUCACACAGCAGGGCUGGCCAGCAGGGACCCAGCAGAUCCUCAUUCCCUCUUCAUGGCAGCAGAUGUCAGGCAUGACCAUGCACAAUCCCAGCCAGCCUGUGCUGUCUGACUCACCCAUGGGCUCUCUGCUCUCGGACAACACCAGCCAACAGAACAGUAGCUGGAGGGGUCGACAUGGAGGUCAGUGCGAUGGGAAGCAGCAGGGCUCUGCGCAGGGGCGUAACGUGAGCACACAGCCCUCCCACACAAAGGCAGCCAGCAGUCGUACACAGCAGAGUAGAGUAAAGAGGUCAAAGGGUCGACAUGCCGAGAGCAGAGCCAGACCCACGUCCUCCCAGCAGUCGACUUCUUCAGUAGCACACAACUGUGGUGAUGCGUCCCAGCCCAUCAUCAUCUGUGACACGCCCAGCCCCGCCGUCAGCAUCAUCACCAUCCACAGUGAUACUGAGGACGAGGACGACAGGAAGUUUCCUCCUGAAAGCUGUAGUGUGAACCAGCGUACAAAUGUCAUCAGCUGUGUGACUGUCCAUGACUCCCAGGACUCGGACUCAUCCACCAGCACCCCUCUCAGCCCCAAAUGCCUUCCCAACACACACUCCAAGUCUCUAGCCAUGGUAACGCCGUCAGUGAAAAAACAGCGCUGGGAUGGAGCGUCAGGAGAGCAACGUACUAAUAUCUCUGGAAAAUCGAAGAAAGGAACGGCCUCACAGUCCAGCGACCGGCAUCACAGAGCAGCAUCAAACAGAUCUCAGCCUCUCAACCUGAGCCAGGCGCAGCAAUCAAUGAUGUCAUCCCACUGCCGUGCAGGGGGCGGAUCCCUGAGACGCCAGCCCACCUACCCUCCUACAGGCCCCUCCCACUCCUACAGGCUUCAUGAAGCAUCGCUCUUCGGCUCUGCCUCCAGUCUGUAUGCAUACCCUGCAUCUGCAGCCCUGGCCUCAGUGUCGCAGGCCGUGGACCAGCUGCACAAUUCAGCCAGUUCCUGUUCCUCGUCCUCCGGCCGGCACACGCGCACCGUUGGCCCGUACUCAGCCUCUCUGAGCCUUCUGCAGAAGAACAGUGCCAUGGGCGUCAUGUGUCAGGCUUCAGCGCCGUAUCAGCACCAGCAGCUGUCCACACCGUCCUAUCAGCGGUCUGCGGCGUUUCCCCUCAGCCGGAGGAAACUCAACCAGUACCCGUACCUGUGAGGAGCAGCCGUCUGAGCAUCUGCUGUGAUAUAUGGGUAAUACCAGAAUGGUGUCAUGGAUGUUUAAGUGGAAAUGUCAUUUUAGCUUCUUUUAUCUCGUUUUAGUGUUUUAUUUUCUUCAAAGCAUUUCAGUGGAGCACUUCUUGCAUUUUAGAUCAUUUCAAACCAUGUCAUAAGCACAAAACACUGGGCUGGUUUUUAACUGUUUCUUAAAAUAUCACCCGCACAGAAGCCUCUGGAUGUCCAGAAAAAAAACCAUCACCUUAAAACACAUCAAACUUCGUGUUUGACUAGAAAAAGAAACAUGGCUGUUUGGAAUAGCAUACUAUCAUACUACUCUCACGGUUUCUGCAGUGUACAGUAUGCAGAGGAAAUGUAUGAGAUUUUUCCAAAGUGACUUACAAAUGAGAAAUACAACAAAGUGAUUCAUGCUAAGAUGACUAUAACAGCGCACAGUGUGUGGAAUUAUGUAUCCCACAAUGCAACACACUCAAUUUGAAAUUACUAGUUCGUUCAUUGUGAUGAAUGAGACAACACAUUUUAACAUAUCUCUCUUGACUUAUUUGAAUAAACUGAUAUUAUUUUCAGCAUAAUGCAAAAAAACGAAAAAUCUUAUUC
Sinocyclocheilus grahami is the source of this 4100-nucleotide messenger RNA. Its product is annotated as homeodomain-interacting protein kinase 1-like. Gene Ontology annotation, biological process: peptidyl-threonine phosphorylation; smoothened signaling pathway; peptidyl-serine phosphorylation. Gene Ontology annotation, molecular function: protein serine/threonine kinase activity; ATP binding; protein tyrosine kinase activity. Bases 208 to 3483 code for a protein of 1091 amino acids. Gene Ontology annotation, cellular component: PML body; cytoplasm; nucleus. The record is from RefSeq and is a predicted model, not a curated record. Lineage: Eukaryota; Metazoa; Chordata; Actinopteri; Cypriniformes; Cyprinidae. The transcript has 16 exons.